ACGGUAACCAUUUACUAGCCGUUGAGGUUUCAAAUAAAAAGAAGGAUCAAUGUGCAAAAACACACACCACUUGUUGGCUCUUUCCUAAUUCUUUUCCUUUCCUUUUCAUCAAACAGAGAUAAAGAGAGAGAUACAAGGCUUAAUCACUGGGGGGUCUUGGAAGUGGGGUUUUUUAGUCUUAAAGAAAAACAAAAGAACAAAAGAAUGAGAAGAUCAAAGGAGAACAAUCCAGGUUCAAUUGCAGCACCAAAUGAUGGGCAGAGAAUGGGUGGUGCCAAGAUGGUAAAGGACAUGGAACAAAAUCAAAGAAGGGCACUGAGUAGCAUCAAUCAGAACAUUAUAGGAGCUUCACUCCACCACUCUGGUGUGGUUAAUAAAAGAGAACUUCCAGGGAAAGAUGAAAUUUGCAAUAAGAAAUCAGCUCUGGAACAAAGAUCAGACACUAGGAGUUUGGCUGUUGAAAGGGUUAGCAACCAGCAUCACUUCCUAGAAGAAGCUAAGAACCAAAGUGAGUUGACAGUGAAGCCCGGUGGUCUAGACGAUUUCGAAACCGUUGAUGUGGAACAGUGUGGGGAGGGUAAUGAUGUUACACUCCCUAUGUUUGUGAAACACACAGAGGCAGUCUUAGAUGAAACUGAUGAAAUGGACAUUGAAAUGGAAGAUAUGGAGAACUCUAUCAUUGAUAUUGACUGCAGUGAUUCAAAAGAUCCACUUGCAGUUGUUGAGUAUGUAGAUGACAUCUAUGCUUACUACAAGAAAACUGAGGUUUCUUCCUGUGUUUCUCCAAAUUACAUGGACAGGCAAUUUGACAUCAAUGAGAAGAUGAGGGCCAUCCUCAUUGAUUGGCUCAUUGAGGUUCACUACAAAUUUGAUCUUAUGGAAGAAACAUUGCUCCUUACAAUCAAUCUCAUAGACAGAUUCUUAGAGCGUUGCACUGUGAUCCGAAAGAAGCUUCAAUUGGUUGGCAUGACAGCCAUGUUAUUAGCAUGCAAGUAUGAGGAAGUUUCUGUCCCAAUAGUGGAGGACUUUGUUCUGAUUUCAGAUAAAGCAUAUACCAGGAAGGAUGUUCUAGAUAUGGAGAAAUUAAUGGUGAACACUUUACAAUUCCACAUGUCUGUGCCAACUCCAUAUGUUUUCAUGAGGAGAUUUCUCAAGGCAGCCCAAUCUGAGAAAAAGCUUGAAUUUCUCUCGUUCUUCCUGAUUGAGUUGUGCAUGGUUGAAUAUGAAAUGCUCAAGUUUCAGCCAUCUCUGCUAGCUGCUGCAGCAAUUUACACAGCACAGUGCAGUCUUUUCCGGUUCAAGAACUGGACAAAGACCAGUGAGUGGCAUACUAAAUACACAGAAGAUCAGCUGUUGGAAUGUUCAAAGUUGAUGGUUACUUACCAUCAGAAAGCAGGAUCCGGAAAACUCAAGGGAGUACAUAGAAAGUAUAGUUCAUACAAGUUUGGAUAUGCAGCAAAAACUGAACCAGCACUAUUUCUCCUAGAUCCCUGACACAACUGCUUGAUGACGGUUCAUGGGUUGACUACUUUUUAAGUAUCUAAUCUCGACUAAGGAAUUUCCAGUUGCAAAAUUUAGCAACACCUAGAAACAGAAGAUGAGUUCUUUUUAUAUCAUAUGUUCAUACUCUGUGUUCUGUUAUUUUGGUCUUGUAUAUUGGAGACUAAUCUUUGAAAAUCAUUCGUGUUACUCUUAA
This is a messenger RNA of Gossypium raimondii (Peruvian cotton), 1696 nucleotides long. RefSeq names its product G2/mitotic-specific cyclin-2. The transcript has 12 exons. The coding region runs from base 205 to 1494 and encodes 429 amino acids. Lineage: Eukaryota; Viridiplantae; Streptophyta; Magnoliopsida; Malvales; Malvaceae. Gene Ontology annotation, molecular function: cyclin-dependent protein serine/threonine kinase regulator activity. Gene Ontology annotation, cellular component: nucleus; centrosome; cyclin-dependent protein kinase holoenzyme complex. Gene Ontology annotation, biological process: regulation of cyclin-dependent protein serine/threonine kinase activity; mitotic cell cycle phase transition. The record is from RefSeq and is a predicted model, not a curated record.